Messenger RNA from Lates calcarifer (barramundi perch), 2027 nucleotides. RefSeq names its product aromatase (gene cyp19a1a). The transcript is spliced from 9 exons. The record is from RefSeq and is a predicted model, not a curated record. Gene Ontology annotation, molecular function: iron ion binding; oxidoreductase activity, acting on paired donors, with incorporation or reduction of molecular oxygen; heme binding. NCBI's taxonomy places the organism in Eukaryota, Metazoa, Chordata, Actinopteri, Centropomidae. The coding region runs from base 104 to 1669 and encodes 521 amino acids.
UGCUUAUAAAGGGGAAGCCCCGAUUGUUGAGGCAGCUUUCAUCACUUGGACCGGUCGUUGGGUUUGUCCACUCGUGUGCAGGUUGUUGUAAAUCCUCAUCCCCAUGGAUCCACUCCCUGCUUGUGACCUGGCGAUGACUCCCGUGGAUUUGGAAACUGUACUGGCAGAUCUGGUUUCCAUGUCCCCAAAUGCCACUGCAGCUGGAUCAUCGGGCAUCUCUGUGGCAACAAGAACCCUCAUGCUAUUUGUCUGUCUGCUGCUGGUCGCCUGGAGUCACACAGAUAAGAAAACUGUACCAGGUCCUUCUUUCUGUCUGGGUUUGGGGCCACUUCUGUCAUAUGUGAGAUUCAUCUGGACCGGUAUAGGGACAGCCAGCAACUAUUACAACAACAAAUAUGGAGACAUUGUGAGAGUCUGGAUCAAUGGAGAGGAGACCCUCAUACUCAGCAGGGCAUCAGCGGUGCACCAUGUACUGAAGAGUGGACAUUACACUUCACGUUUUGGGAGCAAGCAGGGACUCAGCUGCCUCGGCAUGAAUGAGAGAGGCAUCAUAUUUAACAACAAUGUAACUCUGUGGAAAAAGAUACGCACCUAUUUCAGCAAAGCUCUGACAGGUCCAGGUUUGCAGAAGACGGUGGAGGUUUGCGUCUCCUCCACACAGAGUCACUUGGAUGACCUGGACAGUUUGAGUCAUGUGGAUGUCCUCAGUUUGCUGCGUUGCACCGUGGUUGAUAUCUCCAACAGACUCUUCCUGGGUGUACCUAUAAAUGAAAAAGAACUGUUGGUGAAGAUUCAGAAGUAUUUUGACACAUGGCAGAGUGUGCUGAUCAAACCAGACAUCUACUUCAAGUUUGACUGGAUUCAUCAGAGGCACAAGACAGCAGCCCAGGAGCUUCACAAUGCCAUAGAGAGCCUUGUACAACAGAAGAGAAGAGAUAUGGAGCAGGCAGAUAAACUGGAUGACAUCAACUUCACCACAGAGCUCAUAUUUGCACAGAACCACAGCGAGCUGUCUGCUGAGAAUGUGAUUCAGUGUGUGCUGGAGAUGGUGAUCGCAGCACCGGACACUCUGUCCAUCAGUCUUUUCUUCAUGCUGCUCCUCCUCAAACAGAACCCAGAUGUGGAGCUACAGCUGCUACAAGAGAUAGACACUGUUGUAGGUGAGAGACAGCUUCAGAACGAGGACCUUCAGAAGCUGCAGGUGCUGGAGAGCUUCAUCAAUGAAUGUCUGCGCUUCCACCCUGUGGUGGACUUCACCAUGCGUCGAGCCCUGUCUGAUGACAUCAUAGACGGCUACAGGGUACCAAAGGGUACAAAUAUCAUUCUCAACACCGGCCGCAUGCACAGGACAGAGUUCUUUCGCAAACCAAAUGAAUUCAGUCUGGACAACUUUGAAAAAAAUGCUCCUCGCCGUUACUUCCAGCCAUUUGGCUCAGGCCCUCGAUCCUGCGUUGGCAAGUACAUCGCCAUGGCGAUGAUGAAAUCCAUCCUGGUGACAUUGCUCUCCCAGUACUCCGUUUGUCCCCAUAAAGGCCUGACCCUGGACUGCCUCCCACAGACCAACAACCUCUCCCAGCAGCCUGUAGAGCAUCAGCAGGAUGCUGGACAUCUCGGCAUGAGAUUCUUAACCAGACAGAGAGGUAGCUGGAAAACAGACUCUGACCUUUAGCUGUACCUAUACAUUUACACAGAAUAUAUACAUACAUGUCAUUUCCACUGCUUCUUUUAUAUUAUCUUUUGACUGUACAAAGCUAAGUUUUAUAUUUUGGUAUGUAUUGAAAUUGUAUUUCUACUGGAACUAUUAGGCAUUGUGUAAAAAGUUUAGACGCGCUAAUACAGAAGUAAAUGUAAAUUAUUGUGCCAACACUGUGCUGCUGUCUUUUUUGGGGGGUUUGGUGGGGUAAGAGAAGCUGACCCUUAGUUUAAAACUGCCUAUACAAAUAUGUAUUGGUUUCUGUAUUUUAUUUUUGCACUUUGCAUUCUGUGUUUGGUAGGUGCUACACAAAUAAAGUGUAUUUGUAUUACUC